This is a messenger RNA of Drosophila arizonae, 1642 nucleotides long. RefSeq names its product cytochrome P450 CYP12A2-like. The record is from RefSeq and is a predicted model, not a curated record. Gene Ontology annotation, molecular function: oxidoreductase activity, acting on paired donors, with incorporation or reduction of molecular oxygen; monooxygenase activity; heme binding. Lineage: Eukaryota; Metazoa; Arthropoda; Insecta; Diptera; Drosophilidae.
AUGUUGACGCAGAGAGUCAAGCUACAGCAGCUAAUACGGGCUAUACCAUUAGAACAGCGCCAACGAACAUAUGCUGUGAGUAAUGCAUUAAACGUAGCGGAAAAUGAGACAAACGUAGGGAAGCCUAUUGGAUGGGACCAGGCGCGGCCAUACAAUGAGAUACCCAAGGUUUCCCUGUUUUACUUCAUGCGCCAUUUGAUGCCCGGCGGAAAAUACUAUAAAAAACAGUUUCCAGAGAUUAUGUUGGACAUGCGUCGUCAGCAUGGUCCUCUCUUUAUAUUGCCCAGUUUGGGACCAUAUGAUUUUCUUGUAUCGAACGAUCCGCAACACUUUGAACAGGUCCUGCGAGCCGAAGGACCCUGGCCGGAGCGUCCAGGGAGUCACGUAUUGCACUAUUUUCGAACAGUGACACGAAAGGAAUUUUACAAGGACACCCCAGGAAUAUUAACAACUCAAGGUGAGGACUGGGCGAAGUUCCGAUUUAGUGUUAAUCCAGUAAUUAUGCAACCGAAAACUGUUCGUCUGUACUAUCAAAAAAUGUCAGCAGUUAACAAAGAGUUCAUUCAGCGAAUACGAGAGAUUCGCGACAGCACCACAUUUGAAGUUCCCGAAAACUUUGAAGAGGAGAUCAAUCGAUGGACUCUUGAAUCCGUUUCGGUGAUAGCUCUGGACAAGCAAUUGGGAUUAAUAAAUGCCAAUCGCAGCAAUCCCCAGGCAAAGAAGCUUUUUGACGCACUCAAUAUAUUCUUUGAACUAUCGGGUGAACUUGAAUUAAAGCCAACGAUUUGGCGUUACAUUGCCACGCCCAAAUUCAAGAAGCUUAUCAAAGUCCUAGGCGAAAUCCAGGAUAUAACACUAGGCUAUGUAAGCGAAGCUAUCGAGCGACUAGAACGCGAGCCCUCCAACAAACCGGACCACGAAAAAAGUGUACUCGAGAAACUUUUGAAAACUGACCAACAGAUAGCAAGAGUUAUGGCUGUAGACAUGCUGAUAGCAGGUGUAGAUACGACAACAACCGUGUUUACAGGUGUCCUUCUGUGUCUGGCUAAAAAUCCGGAGAAGCAAGCGAAAUUGCGUGAGGAAAUUCGUAAAAUUUUACCAAACAAGGAUUCCGAAUUCACAGAAGCCUCUAUGAAGAAUGUCCCAUACUUGCGGGCCGUUAUCAAGGAAUCGCUGCGCCUUUAUCCCUUAACAUUGGGCAAUGCUCGUGUGCUCAAAUCAGACAUUGUGCUAAAUGGAUACCAGAUUCCCAGCAAAACAGCGGUCACGAUGAUGUCCACUGGCUUGCUCACCGAUGAUGAGCACUAUCCCAGAGGUAAAGAAUUUUUGCCCGAGCGAUGGCUGCGACCGAGCAAAGAAGAAGCUUCAAGUGGGGAGUGCCCACACGCCCUUAAAGCGAGCAGCCCAUUUAUUUACUUGCCCUUUGGUUUUGGCCCACGCAUGUGCAUUGGAAAGCGUAUUGUCGAAAUGGAGUUAGAAUUGGGAAUCGCACGACUUAUUCGCAACUUCAAUAUUGAGUUUAAUUACCCCACGGAAAAUGCAUUCAAGAGUGUUCUAAUAAAUGUUCCCAAUAUACCUCUGAAAUUCAAAUUUACGGAUGUAAAAGACUAAAAUAUUACAUUAAUAUAUAAUAUUGUGCUAU